AUGGAAAAAGAACUAAAUCAUAAGGUAAAAUUAAGACAGGAAAAAGAGAAGGACGAAAUGACCAAAAAAUCGCUAGAAAAUAUGUCGUCUAAGGUGCCAUAUUACACCCCAAACAGUAAAAAUUACAUAGAAAUAUUAAUUAGUGUUUCACAAAGAUCAAAAAUUGAGAGCGCUGAGCAGCUGGAAGAAAAUAAAAGAGAGAAUGGAGUUUUAAGAACUAUUUAUCAGAGAGAAACUGAAAUCCCAACCGCUCCGAUAGAAACAGCCACUGCUAAGCCAGGACAGGUAGGCAACAUUCAAUUUAUCCCAGCAUCAAAAGUAAUUUUUAUUUAGUAUGGACAUUUUCCAACAGUGAUAAAGUUGUCUGAUGAAGAUGAAACCAAAGAUGAGGAAGAAAAAGAGCUGGAGUCUUAUACUCAGCAAGCAUCUUCAUAUCAACCUCAGAGCGUUCCUCAAUUCCAUAGUAUGACCCCUCCAGAUAUGAGCCAGACUUCCCAAAUGAUGCCACCAACGAAUCACAUGUCAAUGCCACCUCCACCUCCUAGCAUGUCCCAGCCUUUAAUUUCUCAUAUGCCACAGCAGAUGAUGGGAAUGCCUCAAAAUAUCCCUAUGAUGCCUAUGAACCAAAUGUACAUGCCUUAUCCUCCUAAUCAAAACUACCAAAUGCCACAAAUGGGGCCUUAUGGGCCUAUGAUGAACCAGCCUCAACCUCAGCCUCACAGAAUGCAGCCCUCUUACCAGCCACAGACCAUGCAGUUCCCUACAAAUGACCUAAAUCGUCGACAAGUAAUCUAUAAUCCCAUCACAAAAAAACCUUUAAACUAUAAGACAAUGCCAUGCAGAAAAUUCCACUCCAACGAAGGCUGCGAAAGAGGUGACAAUUGUCAUUUUAUCCAUGAUUUUCAAUACCAAGGACGCCCAAUUCCAAAUUUUCAAGAAUGGAAAAACUCGAACCAGGAAAGACUACAAAACCUCAUGGCCAGCAAGCAAGAUGAAUCAGCUCCGAGCUAUUACCCGCCUAUGAAUUAUCCUCCAGACUAUAAUAAGUAUUAG
Messenger RNA from Blepharisma stoltei, 1053 nucleotides. NCBI's taxonomy places the organism in Eukaryota, Ciliophora, Heterotrichea, Heterotrichida, Blepharismidae. The record is from the annotation of a GenBank genome assembly.